CCGGGGGCCAUGAGCUCUGCCAGGCGAGCCCCGGCGGGCCCUGGCAGUCCUCCUCGCCUUUCCCCGCCCGCCCCCGGCGCCGGGCGGUGCCUCCCCGGGCCGAACCGGGCAGGGGGGGCUCGCCCCCACACACCUGCCGGGGCGGGGCGGCCGCAGGGGCGCGGCGCAUGCGCGGAGGCGCCGUGACCCGGCUGGGGAAGCGCGGCGGUGCCAUUUUGGCGGCGGCACCGCGGCCCGAGCGGGGACCACGUGAGCGCGCCCGGGGCUAGCGCGGCGGGCCCGGCGCUGCACGGCCGGGACGGGCCGGCGAGGGCCGCGAGGGGCCGCGCUCGCGGCCGCGCCCGGGGGGCGGCCAGGCCAGCGGAGGUGAGGCGGCGGUAGCGGCCGCCGCACUCCGGCGGGGAGGCUCCCGGCAGCGGCGGCCGAGCGGCGAGCGGGGACGGGACGCGGGCCCGCCCGCCCACCCGCCUCCCAGGAGCGCCUCGGCGGAGGCGGGAGCGGCGGGGAGGAUGCCGUCCGUCAGCCUGCCGCCCAAGGAGAACGCGCUCUUCAAGCGCAUCCUGAGGUGUUAUGAACAUAAGCAGUAUAGAAAUGGGCUGAAGUUCUGUAAACAGAUCCUUUCCAACCCAAAGUUUGCAGAACAUGGAGAAACCUUGGCAAUGAAAGGACUAACAUUAAACUGUCUAGGGAAGAAAGAGGAAGCUUAUGAACUUGUGCGUAGAGGCCUAAGGAAUGACUUGAAGAGUCAUGUCUGUUGGCAUGUCUAUGGCCUUCUUCAGAGGUCAGACAAGAAGUAUGAUGAAGCUAUCAAAUGCUAUAGAAAUGCACUGAAAUGGGACAAAGACAAUCUUCAAAUCUUGAGAGAUCUUUCUCUGCUACAGAUUCAAAUGAGGGAUCUUGAAGGUUACAGGGAAACGAGAUACCAGUUGCUCCAGCUCCGACCUGCACAGCGAGCAUCAUGGAUUGGUUAUGCCAUCGCUUACCAUCUGCUGGAAGACUAUGAAAUGGCAGCAAAAAUUUUAGAGGAAUUCAGGAAGACACAGCAGACAUCACCUGAUAAAGUGGACUAUGAGUACAGUGAGCUGCUGCUCUAUCAAAAUCAAGUCCUCCGGGAGGCAGGACUAUAUAAAGAAGCCUUGGAGCAUCUUUGUACCUAUGAAAAGCAGAUUUGUGAUAAACUGGCUGUCGAGGAAACUAAAGGAGAACUCCUGCUUCAGCUUGGCAGACUUGAAGAAGCAGUUGAAGUCUACAAAGGACUGCAAGAAAGAAAUCCUGAAAACUGGGCUUACUACAAAGGCCUAGAAAAGGCACUUAAGCCAGCUAAUAUGAUGGAGAGGCUAAAGAUCUAUGAAGAGGCCUGGACUAAAUACCCAAGGGGACUAGUUCCAAGAAGAUUACCGUUAAACUUUUUGUCUGGUGAAAAGUUUAAGGAAUGUCUGGACAAGUUUCUAAGGAUGAAUUUCAGCAAAGGUUGCCCGCCAGUCUUCAAUACUUUGAGGUCAUUAUAUAAAGACAAGGAGAAGGUGGCAAUCAUAGAAGAGCUCGUGAUAGGUUAUGAAACCUCUCUAAGAAGCUGCAGGUUAUUUAACCCAAAUGAUGAUGGCAAAGAAGAACCUCCAACCACUUUACUCUGGGUCCAGUAUUAUUUGGCUCAACAUUAUGAUAAAAUUGGACAGCCGUCCCUGGCUCUAGAAUAUAUAAAUGCUGCUAUAGAAAGUACUCCCACUUUGAUAGAACUCUUCCUUGUGAAGGCAAAAAUCUAUAAGCAUGCUGGAAAUAUUAAAGAAGCUGCAAGGUGGAUGGAUGAGGCUCAGGCUUUGGACACAGCAGACAGAUUUAUCAACUCCAAAUGUGCAAAAUACAUGUUGAAAGCAAACUCCAUUAAAGAAGCAGAAGAAAUGUGUUCUAAGUUUACACGGGAAGGAACCUCGGCAGUGGAGAACUUGAAUGAAAUGCAGUGCAUGUGGUUUCAGACAGAGUGUGCACAAGCCUACAAGGCGAUGAACAAAUUCGGAGAAGCACUUAAAAAAUGCCAUGAAAUUGAGAGACAUUUUGUAGAAAUCACGGACGACCAGUUUGACUUCCACACUUACUGUAUGAGGAAGAUCACCCUUAGGUCUUAUGUGGACUUGUUAAAACUAGAAGAUGUGCUUCGACAGCAUCCGUUCUACUUCAAAGCAGCACGAAUUGCCAUAGAGAUAUAUUUGAAACUUCAUGAUAAUCCCUUAACAGAUGAAAAUAAAGAACACGAGGCUGAUACAGCGAAUAUGUCUGACAAGGAGCUAAAGAAGCUACGAAAUAAGCAGAGAAGAGCACAGAAGAAAGCCCAGCUGGAGGAGGAAAAGAAGAAUGCUGAGAAGGAGAAGCAACAGAGGAAUCAGAAAAAGAAGAAAGAUGAUGAUGAUGAAGAAAUUGGAGGACCUAAAGAAGAACUUAUCCCUGAGAAACUGGCAAAGGUUGAAGCACCUUUGGAAGAAGCCAUUAAAUUUUUAACACCCCUGAAGAAUUUAGUGAAGAACAAAAUAGAGACGCAUCUUUUUGCCUUCGAGAUUUAUUUUCGAAAAGAGAAGUUCCUUCUGAUGCUUCAGUCUGUGAAGAGAGCCUUUGCUAUUGAUUCUAGUCAUCCUUGGCUUCACGAGUGUAUGAUUCAUCUCUUCAGCAGUGUAUCUGAAAGUAAGGAUCUGCCUGAUGCUGUUAGAACAGUGUUAAACCAAGAAAUGAAUCGGCUUUUUGGAGCAACUAAUCCAAAGAACUUCAAUGAAGCUUUUCUUAAAAAGAACUAUGACUCACUGCCACAUAGGUUAUCAGCUGCCAAAAUGAUGUACUAUUUAGAUCCUUCCAGUCAGAAAAGGGCAGUGGAGCUGGCAAUGACCCUGGAUGAAUCCCUUAUUAACAGAAAUCUUCAGACUUGUAUGGAGGUAUUAGAAGCUUUAUGUGACGGUAGCCUUGGAGACUGUAAAGAAGCAUCUGACACUUACAGAGCAAAUUGUCAUAAGCUUUUCCCUUAUGCUUUGGCUUUCAUGCCCCCUGGAUAUGAAGAGGAUAUGAAGAUCACAGUUAAUGGAGACAGCUCUGCAGAACCUGAAGAACUGGCCAAUGAAAUAUGAACAACUUUAUUGGAAAAAAAUGACGUUGGACCAUAUCUGGUGUAUAAUAUUUUUGUCACGCACCUGCUGAAUUGUUCUAACUUACACAAAAGAACAGAAGGAAAAAAAAAACCAACCUGGUUGCCUUCAAAUAGUUUUACUUUUUUUUUUUAUCCUGCUGACAAAUAUAUAUAUAAAAUAUCUAACAUAUUACUGGUUAUAGGUUGUUCGGUUUCUUAAAAAUUAAAAGCUGCUAAAAUUGAAAAAGGAAAAAAAAAAACAACAACCCUUCUCCCUACCUACCUACCCACCCAUGUUUUUAAACUAAUUUAUAUGAGACCUGAAGGGGUAUGUGUCCCUCAGAGCAGGUGUGUGGCAGAAAUAUUAACUUUAAAUUUGUCUUGUGAGAUUACUGUUAUCUCAGACAGCAAAACUGCUGUUUUAGCACUGGAUUCUUUCACUGAGCACAAAGAGUUGAUGGGGCUUUAGCAUCUGACUGAUUUUGAUACGGGGGAUGAUUGUGUCCAUAGGAAGUAUGCAAUGCGAAUCAGAAUAUACAGAGAAACCUGCAACAUACGUGCUAUGUUGGGGGUGCUUGGACAUACAGGAUAUCAAGCAGAAUUAAGAAACAUAGUGUGUUCAAUAAGCUUGUUGUGUCUCUGAAAUUCACUGUACACGAUCAGUUUAUUGUUCUUGCACCACAGUUUUUAACUGAAGGAACCAGUUAAAACGGUCUCUCCUGGGAUUAAACUUGGCGGGGGGGAGGGAGGUGGGGAGGGGAGAAUCAGCGUUGCUGUUCUUGAGGUGAACUUAUCAGCGUGGGUUGGCCAAACUUUUUAAAACUGUAAUGCAAGAACCAAAUAAAAAUUAUGCACUGUGAUGUGGCACCAACUAAUUAGAAAGAUCGCAUGCAUUUUUCACGUAGAGUGAAAACAAAAUGAGAACAUACUAUGGCUUGAAGUUGCAAAGAGGAAAACUCCUGACUACCAUUUUGACUGAUCAAGAGACUAAUAGAUUAAAACCUCAGCAGGCCUUGUUCAUGUUAUGCAGAAAAAAAAAAAAAUAAAAAAGUGCUGCAGUUUAGAUACCUCUGGAACUUUUCCACAGUGUCACAGGUUUGUAAUACUUGAAGCCCUACAUUUCUUAAGAAUAUAUUUCUUGCUCAGUUGUUUCAGGCAAGCCCAAGACUUUGUAACUUUUAAGGGGCCCAAAAUUUUUUUUCAAUAACAGACCAGCUUCUUAUUCCUGCAGUUACAAAUGUAAUUUCCUUUGUCAAACAUAAGGUACCAAAUAUAAUGCAAUAAAACGUUUUGAAAAACAAUUGUGUGAAUAUUUAAACCAAUCUAUGUUGUACUUUGAAAAUGAAUGGGUUUGCUAGAGUGCAGCUCAGGGUUGGCUUACUGUGCUGUCCAGUCAUGCUAACAAUGUCACUCCUGAUGGGUGAUCAUCAAGUAUAAAAUGCAAAUGCAUUAUAUGUAAAUACUGAAUGUCUGGGAAGUCCUAUAACACAGAAUGCUUUGUUACUUGGCUUUUAAGUUCCACCAGUGUUAGGUUGAAUUUUGUUUUCCAAGUCAAGCUUCAAUCUACAAGUCUACUGUGUUAAUAAUAUAGAUAAGUGCUCAAAUGUUUUCUUUUGUAGGUUCAUCAUAUAAAACAGAGCAGAAAUAAACUACAGCUUACAAAGUGAGUGCCUUCUUUGCUGCAGAAGUUGAGUUACAGAGUAUCUGUCAUGUGGAUACACAGCCUUCCUCUUCCACAUCAUGGGAUUCAGCGAUAUUGACAUGUACAGUUAAGAAAUCCUGGAAGACUUAUUGGGAUUUGUAGUUUUUUAACUGUCAGAAGAACAGAUUUUUGUUGUAUAUUCAGCUCCACUUUCUUUUCAUGGUUAGACUAUCCUUGUGUAUGUUUGCAGUGUAGUUUCUGUCGGAAAUGUAAGUUGUGUUGCUGUAUUUGUAUAUUUAACCUGCUGGGCUUUUAGGGACUAGAAUACCUACAGAGCCUUUACUUGAGUCUGGUAUGUAUGUCUUAAUCUCAGUCAUUUCUGCAGCCUGAGAUACUUGGACUGCAUGUCUUCUGCAACUACUGAAGAUGGUUCAGUCUUGCCUACACAAGCUACAAGCUUUUGGCCUUGCCUCUGAGUAUUGCUGCCGUUUCCUUGGCUUCUGAUGCUUAGCUGGAGGCAGAUGAGUGUUCACUCUUAACAGAUUGUGAAUUGCAUCAAGCAAAUUCUGUUUUUUCCAAAUACUGUUUUUUGGGUGCUGCCUAUAAAUGGGAUUAUUUCUUUUACUUUUUCACUGCCUGUUUUUGCGUUGAAAUGGAUGAACUAGAAUCAAGAAGUUACUUGUUAUCUGUCAUUAUGCAAAUGUGGGAAAGGAUAUUUCAGUGGGCCUUCCAAAAGCCUCCAUCUACCCAUCUGUCGUGAUUUUCCCCAAGGAUACUACUUCAUAACCUUGCUUGAAGCCAUCUAUUAGUGCUUCAGAGAUGAUGCUUUUGGAUUAAAGAGGUUCCUCAUCCCCUUCCAGAAGACUGCAAUCCCAGGAAAGGAAACUAAGCCAAGAGUUCACCUAAAGACGAAGGUUCUUUAAUUGGCAAAGGAAUUGUUAUUCCUUCAUCUUCAUCUCUCUCCUGUUAGAUGCAAGGCUAGCUUCUGAGGAAGAGUUUUAAGAGCUGGAAAUGAAGUUACAAUCCAAUGCAAUGAGUCUUGUGAAGUGGUAGCACAGAGUGUUGUGCUGCAGUGAAAGCUUUCCUUUGCGUGCUGAGAUCCAAAAUUGUAAUUAUUGAUGCUUGGCUGACAACACAGGUGAGCAGGGAUUGCAUUCAUGGUCAGUGUUGGCUUACUCAUGAGUCAUGAUUUGUUUUGAUGCAUGAAUUUUGCUGGAGAAAGAUGCUUUCACCAUCAGUGGAGCCACUGGUGAUGACAUGCUGUGGAUAUCUCCCGGGGGAGGGGGGGAGGAAUUCAAACAACAGAGUUUCCCUAGAUGAGAGACUGUAGAUGGUGCAAAUGUAUGUUGCAUGAAGCAAUGCCAGAGUCAGAAGUGGGCCUAAAUUGUAAAUAGCUGAGAGUGGUCAUUCGCCCCGUGAUGGUGCGUGAGGUACUCGCCUCCUCCGUGUGGAGAACAGAGCAUACAGGCAUGCAUGUGAACAAACAGGUAAAAUUGUCUCAAAGUUAUCUAUUCAGCAGCUCAUUCCUUUGCAUCCUAAAUGCCUUAAAAGCUUCUGUAUUCUUCUGCAUUUAUGGGGGUUUCUUUCAGUAGAGGUAUUGGUACUUCCGUGGUCAUAGGGGAGGAGUCACGUCCUGAUGUCUGCUGUGUCAGGAAGGAAGUUUGCCACUCAGUUUUUCCCCUGGCAUGGGGAAAAAAUUCCACGUUUCCCAGGGGGCUCUCUAGGGCUUGAUGAAGUGUGUAUAAUUACCCUGUUAAAUCUUCCUUUAACGUAUGGGUUUGCCAGGUGUGGAGGAGCUACAGCUGUAACAGUAGAUCCUGGAAGCUGGUGCAGCACCUUCCUUCAGCCAGAUUGAAUUGUCAGUGUCUUCCUAGAAGAAAACACGGGUGAGGUUAGGGUGAGAUCAGGCCUGAGAAGCCAGAGGCGCAAAUACAAUUUCAGCAUCACGUGAGCAAGUUCAAAUAAGAACACUGAAGAUUUUUGUUUAACGUGAUGCCUUUGAGGGUUGGAGCAGCGGUGCCAUCGUUCCUGCAGUGCUCGCAUUGUGUCGCCACAGUUGUGCUUUGAACAUGUGCCACUCAUGCCAACAAAACCACUGGAUAUCACAAUCCAGCUCAAUACACCUAAAUUAAAAUCUUAUUUUUCCCUUUUUCUGAUUGCUUUGACUGUUAGUUUCUAAGUGUUCUGUACGGGGUAACUAGCUGGCUUUGAAAUCUUUUUCCCUAAGGAAUUUUGCUUUAAAAAUGCCGUUUGGACCUACGUGGUAAUUUAUAAUAGCUUGAACUAUGUGGAAGUAAGAGUUAUGCUUGUGCGAUAACACACUGCUUUAGGAUUCUGUGCAGGAAAACAGUGCAAAUGUAGUAUAAUUAGACAGUCUAUUAGUAAAUGAAUUGAGAAGUCUUUAAGCUCUUUAAUGAAAGCUGAAGUUCCAGAUGGAGGAAAAUGAUUGCUGAGCUUGGGGAAAGACUCUUGCUUCCAGGAGCAUUCCAGUAGUGAACUGUUCUGUGAUAUGGUGAGGAGUGAAAGGUGUAUUCUUUUACAAAACCUGUGGUCGUGCUGUCAUGACUUUAUUUCCUGGACAUUAAAGCUGCAGUCUGCAAACACCAGUUUUAAUGGCUGUGUCAGGCAGAGACUCUUCUUCCCAGGAGCAUACACACAGUCAGCAGUGAGAAUGGCAAGGAGCAACUGAUAGAGCAGCUCAGCAAAGGGAGACUGAAGUGAAUUAUAACGAGGUGGCAUAAUAGAAAUCCCAUUUUAGAUUAAAUAUUAAAUAGCUUUUUAACUACUAGAAAGAUGACUGAAGCUGUAAAUACUAUAAAUGCUGUCUUCCCAUGCCAAGGAAGCUGUAAAUGUGUAUUACUUUUAGAGUGGUACAAGCAAAGAGUAGUAUGUUCGCAAAGAUUCUAGCUUUGUAUGUUAGUAUUCACGUAAAUCAUGGCAGAAAAUGUGGAGGACAAAGAUUGUCCAGUUUACUAGGGACCAUAUCAAAGGGUUUGUAAGAGUAUUGCAAGAGAAAUAUUACUGAAAAAUCCAAAGCAUCUUAGAAUAACUUCCCUAAGAUGUUUGUUUUAAUUGAAAGUGUUACACCUGUUAAUUGUUCAUAAUGAGACACAAAAAAGUACUUUUACAAAAUAUUUCUGCCUGGCACUGCCCAUUCAAUAUCUACCUCUACUAGUCCUAGUCUAGUUCAGCUACUGCAUAAUUUUAGCCAUUUAGCAUAUAACACAUGAAAAAGUGUCAUUUACCUGGUCGGUGAAUGUAUGAUGAUGGAUAACAUUUAGUUUUAAACUGUAAUGCAAUAAACCACGAACUUAGUGAAA
Messenger RNA from Pipra filicauda (Wire-tailed manakin), 8068 nucleotides. It is a transcript of the gene NAA15, whose product is annotated as N-alpha-acetyltransferase 15, NatA auxiliary subunit. Gene Ontology annotation, cellular component: NatA complex; cytoplasm. The coding region runs from base 510 to 3107 and encodes 865 amino acids. NCBI's taxonomy places the organism in Eukaryota, Metazoa, Chordata, Aves, Passeriformes, Pipridae. The transcript has 20 exons. The record is from RefSeq and is a predicted model, not a curated record. Gene Ontology annotation, molecular function: protein binding; protein-N-terminal amino-acid acetyltransferase activity. Gene Ontology annotation, biological process: N-terminal peptidyl-methionine acetylation.